Messenger RNA from Lodderomyces theae, 237 nucleotides. RefSeq lists its product as uncharacterized. NCBI's taxonomy places the organism in Eukaryota, Fungi, Ascomycota, Pichiomycetes, Serinales, Debaryomycetaceae. Bases 1 to 237 code for a protein of 78 amino acids. The transcript is spliced from 2 exons. Gene Ontology annotation, cellular component: mitochondrion. The record is from RefSeq and is a predicted model, not a curated record.
AUGGGGUCAUCAGAGAACUACACAUUUCCGUCUUCUAUACCUUCACAACAAGAAUUGGAUGAUCAUAAUGUUCCAUUUUACUACAGAGACAAAUGUGCAUCUAACUUGAUUGAAUACUACAAGUGUCUUGAAAAGGGUACUUCAUUUUGCAACCAGACGAAGGAUGAAUUUUACAAGUGUCAGUAUUAUUUAUUGAAAGGAAGAUUGGACAGUUAUAUCAAAGAACAACAACAUUGA